GUUAACUUAUGGAAGGAUGGAAGGAUCGUUGAGUCAUGCUAUUUCUGUUGAUUCACAGUAAAGUGUCUAAAAGAAGAGAGAAACUAUGGUGUAUUUACUGAUACUGAUCUAGUGAACAGUAAAGUGUUUGUGCUUGGAUAAGGUGUGGCACAGCGCUGUCCCCUGCAGGUGUGCAGCAGCAGCAGCAGCAGCAGCAGCAGCGAAGAGUCUGAUUACAAACUCUAGAACACAGAGCAGAAAUCCUCCGGUAAGGAUUGGGAGAGUGAGAGGAAGAUGAACUGGGGUUUUCUGGAGAACGUCCUCAGUGGGGUGAACAAGUACUCUACUGUGAUUGGGCGGAUCUGGCUCUCUGUGGUCUUCCUCUUCAGGAUUUUGGUGUAUGUGGCAGCAGCUGAGCAGGUGUGGAAGGAUGAGCAGAAGGAUUUUGUGUGCAACACCAAGCAGCCCGGCUGCGAGAACGUCUGCUUCGACCACUUCUUCCCAAUCUCACAGGUGCGUCUGUGGGCUCUGCAGCUCAUCAUGGUGUCCACCCCGUCCCUGCUGGUUGCCCUGCACGUGGCCUACAGGGAGCGCAGGGAGGCCAAGCACAAGCGGAAACUGUACCAGGACAAAGGGAGCAUUGAUGGAGGUCUGUUCUGCACCUACGCACUCAGCCUGGUCUUUAAGAUAGCGUUUGAGGUGGGCUUCCUGCUCACGUUCUACUACCUAUACAAUGGUUUUGAGGUGCCUGCUCUGCUCCAGUGCAGCCAGAGUCCUUGUCCCAACACAGUGGACUGUUACAUUUCCAAACCCACAGAGAAGAAGAUAUUCCUCUACAUUAUGGGCUGUGCUUCUAUUUUGUGUAUCACUCUGAAUUUUGCGGAGCUUCUCUACAUCACAUGGAAGAAGUUGUGGAGAUGUUUCAGCAGAAGCUUCAUCCCUGGGAAGGAGAAUGCUUUCAUCCACAGUCAACCUGUGUCUGUAAAGCCCACAGGAAACGGUGAGGACAGCAGCACACAGCCUGCAUGCACCACUGACAACCAACCUGUUCACAACCAGGAGUGAAGCCUGUAGGCGGAGCCUGUGUUUACCUGAAAACAGCACUCACACUCCCAUGUCAAACACAUGUCAUGGCUCUGUUACAGAGAACAGACUUUACUCAUCUCAUCUGUUAUAAAUAUGAACUCCAUACACCC
Molecule: messenger RNA, 1175 nt
Organism: Solea solea (common sole)
Lineage: Eukaryota; Metazoa; Chordata; Actinopteri; Pleuronectiformes; Soleidae
Gene: gjb7
Product: gap junction protein beta 7
Exons: 2
Coding region: 274-1044 (256 amino acids)
Biological process (GO): cell communication
Cellular component (GO): connexin complex
Source: RefSeq, a predicted model, not a curated record